Messenger RNA from Cebus imitator (Panamanian white-faced capuchin), 4445 nucleotides. RefSeq names its product cellular inhibitor of PP2A (gene CIP2A). The transcript has 21 exons. NCBI's taxonomy places the organism in Eukaryota, Metazoa, Chordata, Mammalia, Primates, Cebidae. The coding region runs from base 270 to 2990 and encodes 906 amino acids. The record is from RefSeq and is a predicted model, not a curated record.
CCUCGCGGCCUCUCAGACGAGUGGGGGUUAGCAGGGGCAGCUCCCAAGCCCCCUCUCGGAUCCACACGCCACCUCGACCCCGGCCCACCCCGGCCGUCACCGAGAACUGUCACCCAGGGGGCCUAGGGACUUCCGGAGCCCGACCGGAUCCGGAAGCUUCAGGGAGCGAGGGGGUGGGGCCGAAAGAAAUCAAAAAAAAGCGCGGCGAAAGCUGAAGGCCGGCGCAGGCUAGGUGGUGGUGGUCCCUAGGCGGGGCUGCUGCCAGUACAAUGGACUCCACGGCCUGCUUGAAGUCAUUGCUUCUGACUAUCAGCCAGUACAAAGCCGUGAAGUCAGAGGCGAACGCCACUCAGCUUUUGCGGCACUUGGAGGUAAUUUCUGGACAGAAACUCACACAACUGUUUACAUCAAAUCAUAUAUUAACAAGUGAAUGCUUGAGUUGUCUUGUAGAGCUACUUGAAGACCCAAACAUAAGUGAUUCACUGAUAUUAAGUAUUAUCAGUUUGCUGUCUAAACUAGCUGUAGACAGUGAAACCAGAGAUUGUCUUCAGAAUACAUACAAUCUGAAUAGUGUGCUAGCCGGAGUGAUUUGUCGGAGCAGCCACACUGAUUCAGUGUUUUUGCAGUGCAUUCAACUUCUACAGAAGUUAACAUAUAAUGUCAAAAUUUUCUAUUCUGGUGCCUAUAUAGAUGAAUUAAUUAUGCUCCUGAUAAAUCACAUUCAAUCUUCUGAAGAUGAGUUAAAAAUGCCUUGUCUAGGAUUAUUGGCAAAUCUUUGUCGGCACAAUCUUUCUGUUCAAACACACAUAAAGACGUUGAAUAAUGUGAAAUCUUUUUAUCGAACUCUGAUUACCUUGUUGGCCCAUAGUAGUUUAACUGUGGUUGUGUUCGCACUUUCAAUAUUAUACAGCUUGACAUUAAACGAAGAGGUGGGGGAAAAGCUGUUCCAUGCUCGAAACAUUCAUCAGACUUUUCAACUAAUAUUUAAUAUUCUCAUAAACGGUGAUGGCACUCUAACUAGAAAGUAUUCAGUUGACCUACUGAUGGAUCUCCUUAAGAAUCCUAAAAUUGCUGAUUAUCUUACCAGAUAUGAGCACUUUUCGUCAUGUCUUAAUCAAGUAUUAGUUCUUCUUAAUGGAAAGGAUCCUGAUUCCUCUUCAAAGGUUUUAGAAUUACUUCUUGCCUUCUGUUCAGUGACUCAGCUGCGCCAUGUGCUCACUCAGAUGAUGUUUGAACAGUCUCCAUCUGGCAACGCCACUCUAGGAAGCCAUCCUAAAUGUUUAGAGCCUACUGUGGCUCUACUGCGCUGGUUAAACCAACCUUUGGAUGGAUCAGAAAACUGUUCUGUUUUAGCAUUGGAGUUGUUCAAGGAAAUAUUUGAGGAUGUCGUAGAUGCUGCUAACUGUUCUUCAGCUGAUCGUUUUGUGACCCUUCUGCUACCUACAAUCCUUGAUCAACUUCAGUUCACAGAACAAAAUCUAGAUGAGGCUUUAAUAAGAAAAAAAUGUGAAAGGAUGGCCAAGGCCAUUGAAGUUUUGUUAACUCUCUGUGGAGAUGAUACAAUGAAAAUGCAUAUUGCAAAAAUCCUGACAACUGUCAAGUGUACCACUCUGAUAGAACAACAGUUUACAUAUGGCAAGAUUGACCUGGGAUUUGGAACAAAGAUUGCGGAUUCUGAAUUAUCCAAACUUGCUGCUGAUGUAAUUUUGAAAACUCUUGAUUUGAUUAACAAACUUAAACCAUUGGUUCCUGGUAUGGAAGUAAGCUUCUACAAAAUCCUUCAGGACCCACGUUUGAUUACUCCUUUGGCUUUUGCUUUAACGUCAGAUAAUAGAGAACAAGUACAGUCUGGACUGAGAAUAUUAUUGGAAGCUGCUCCACUGCCAGAUUUCCCUGCUUUAGUACUUGGAGAAAGUAUAGCGGCAAAUAAUGCCUAUAGACAACAGGAAACAGAACAUAUACCCAGAAAAAUGCCUUGGCAGUUAUUAAAUCACAGUUUUCCAACAUCAGUAAAGUGUUUAACUCCUCCUCGUUUGAAAGAUGGCAUUCCUGGAUUGAAUAUUGAAGAAUUAAUAGAGAAACUUCAGUCUGGAAUGGUGGUAAAGGAUCAGAUUUGUGAUGUGAGAAUAUCUGACAUAAUGGAUAUAUAUGAGAUGAAACUAUCCACAUUAGCUUCCAAAGAAAGCAGGCUACAAGAUCUUUUGGAAACAAAAGCUCUAGCCCUUGCACAGGCUGAUAGACUGAUUGCUCAACAUCGCUGUCAAAGAACUCAAGCGGAAACAGAGGCACGGACACUUGCUAGUAUGUUGAGAGAGGUUGAGAGAAAAAAUGAAGAGCUUAGUGUGUUGCUGAAGGCACAGCAAGUGGAAUCAGAAAGAGCCCAGAGUGAUAUUGAGCAUCUCUUUCAACAUAAUAGGAAGUUAGAGUCUGUGGCUGAAGAGCAUGAAAUACUGACAAAAUCCUACAUGGAACUUCUUCAGAGAAAUGAAAGUACUGAAAAGAAGAAUAAAGAUUUACAGAUCACAUGUGAUUCUCUGAAUAAACAAAUUGAGACAGUGAAAAAGUUGAAUGAGUCACUUAAGGAACAGAAUGAAAAGAGUAUUGCCCAAUUAAUAGAGAAAGAAGAACAGAGAAAAGAGUUACAGAAUCAGCUAAUAGACAGAGAAUAUAAGCUAGCAAACUUGCAUCAAAAAACAAAAGUACAAGAAGAAAAGAUUAAAACCAUACAAAAAGAAAAGGAAGAUACGGAAGAAACCAUUGAUAUCCUUAGAAAAGAAUUAAGCAGAACAGAACAGAUAAGAAAAGAGUUGAGCAUUAACGCUUCCUCCCUAGAGGUUCAAAAAGCACAAUUAGAAGGUUGUUUGGAAGAGAAAGAGUCCUUGGUGAAACUUCAGCAAGAGGAAUUGAACAAACAGUCCCACAUGAUAGCGAUGAUCCACAGCUUAAGUGGUGGAAAAAUAAAUCCGGAAACUGUGAAUCUCAGUAUAUAGACAUUAUGGCGUUUUGGAAUUUGUAAUCUAAUGAUAUUUUUUGAUGUAUUUAUCUAUUGGAGCUGGGUGGGUAGGGAAUUUGUGACUUAACAACAAUAAAAUAUUAUUAUCUAAUUUAGUAAAGAACCUGAUCUGAUGCAUGUUUUUCAUUUGAUUUUUUUGAAUUAGAAAUUUAAUUUUUUAAGUUUUACUUUUUGUUUCUGGCUUUUAUUGCUUAAGGUUGGGUCUCACAUUAGAAAAUCCUUUUUAGCCUCUAUUAUCAUUUUUCUCAGGUUCUUUCCUUUUUGUUGCUUUCUAUUCUGUUUUGCCUGUCUUAAUUAUUCUCAUUUGUGAUUAUUUAGAUCUUUAAGACCAAACUUUCUUGAUAUAACAAUGCUAAGAUUAUAAAUUUAAAAUAUAAUUAUUAGUAAAAAGAGAGAAGGUAUAAUACUGCUAGAGAAGUUUUUCUCUAAAGAAGCACAAAAGAAAAUAUUAGUGAAUUUAAAAUAAUUUUUAUUACUGCAUGACAUGACGUAAUUUCUAAAUUUGAAAAAAAUGCAAUGGUAAUCAAAUGUAUAAAAACUAGAAAACUGUUAUUGUGUUACACUAUUACAUUUAAAUUAUUACAUUUAACACCAUAGUUGUCUCAUAAAAAAUCUAAUAGCUUGUAGAAUUAUUUGUAAGGUAUCUUUAGUUUUUUUCUCUUUUUUUAAAAUGUUGCAUAGUGGUCCAUAUCAUCUGUAAUUAAAGUUUCUCAUGAUUUACAUAAGGAUAAUUUGGAUUCUACUCUUGCUACAUAUUCAGAAAAAUAUUAUUUACUGUUAAUUCUGACAGGAAUUCCAUUUAAUAUGUUGUCUUAAAUAGUUUUUAAUUCAUUUAAUUUUAAAGGAUAGGGUAGAUAUCUUUGUGGGUUUUUUUAAGUACAAGAGUCCUUCCGUAUUUUUCAUUUGAAUCAUAUACUCUAACUACUCUGUAAGAAAAGCUUUUACAUUAAUAUUUUGAUUUAAUUUAUUGCUCUACCAUUACAGUCAUUAAUUUUACUUGGUUUUCUUCACCAUAUAUCUCUUUAAGUGAAUUUAGAUUUUUUGUACAGUUCUGGAAAUUUUUAACAAGUAUUGUGCAGAGUAAAACAUUUUAAAUUACUACUUGUUCUAAAGAGGAGGUACAUUCUAUUUCUCUUUUGAAAUGGCAUUUUCAACCAAAUAUAAAAAAGUUUAAGUGGGUAGAUAUGACUGAAGAACAGAAGGUUCUAUAAAAUAAAAGGGACAAAAAGUUAAAGAAAUAAAUGAAUGAACCAAAAACUCUAGGGAAAGUCAAUCUAUCUUUACAAUUUAGACAUCUUGAGGCAGCCUAUCCUAGUGCUGCCCUACACAAUUUUCUGUGAUGAUGGCAAUGUUCUAUCCUGUCCAGUACCAUAGCCAGUGGCUAUAGGUGGCCAUUGAGCACUUGAAAUGUGGCCCGUGCAACUGAAAAAAA